Formica exsecta is the source of this 627-nucleotide messenger RNA. Its product is annotated as fungus-induced protein 1-like. Bases 108 to 356 code for a protein of 82 amino acids. The transcript is spliced from 3 exons. The record is from RefSeq and is a predicted model, not a curated record. Lineage: Eukaryota; Metazoa; Arthropoda; Insecta; Hymenoptera; Formicidae.
CGCAGAAACGAUGGACAGUGGUGUUCGGCGACGACAGAUGAGAAAAAAAUAAGUGCUAUUGUUAACAAGACGUCUCAGCUGGAUUGUGCUUGCAAUCACGAGAAAGAAUGGCGUGUCUGAAGAUUUAUAUUGUUUUGCUAUUGGCCGUUGCAAUUGGUGUGGUAGUUGCAAAACCAGGAUAUUUAGGCUAUGGAUACGGCUAUCCGUACUCAUAUGGUUAUAGGUAUCCAUUCUAUGGCUAUGGCCAUGGCUAUGGCCAUGGUUAUGGCCAUGGGUACGGACAUGGAUAUGGUCAUGGUUAUGGAUACGGAUAUCCGUUCGGCUACGGGCAUUACGGUCACUAUGGCUACUAUUAAGGAGGACAUAAAACGACGUCUUUCUUCUGGAUUCUCUGGAACAUCAUCCGAAGAAUGAGCUUAGUUCAAAAACAAUCUAUGUCGCUUUUUCUCUAUUAUAUGUUUUUAACGCCAAGUCUGAUUGAACGCCAAGACUAAUACAAGAUAUUAAUGUCUGCGAAAAAAAAUUUUAAAAAAGUACAAAGCUUUUUUUAAAGAAAUUAUAAAAUCGCAUAUACAUGUUAUAUAAGAUAUUCAUAAAUCAUAAAUAUAAUUCUAUUAUAAAAUAUAA